AUGACAAAGAUGCGGUGGCAAAUAGCGCUGUCAAUUUUCCUCCUAUUUAAUUCAGCCAACGCGUUUUGGUUUCUUAAACCAACUGAAGAGGAAUGCACCUCGACAAUCAGACUCUAUGAUCAAAUUUUUCUUGGUCACAAUGUUUUUGCUUGUUGCAAAUUCCCAACAUUAUGCAAUAAAUAUUUAAUUAACGGUUCUGGAAACAAUGCCAAAUCAGCCAGACAGGACGCCGAGUCAAAGGUUAAUGUGAUUUGUCGCUUUCUGAGCUCUUGUGUAAUCAUUAACAAUCCCAAGUAA
Rodentolepis nana is the source of this 297-nucleotide messenger RNA. The record is from the annotation of a GenBank genome assembly. Lineage: Eukaryota; Metazoa; Platyhelminthes; Cestoda; Cyclophyllidea; Hymenolepididae.